AUGUCCGACUUAACGACUAACCAAGGUGGCAGACAGCUGGAGAGAGAGGUGUCGGAGAAAACAGCAAACUUUACUUCUGGGACCGCGCCAGAUUAUGAAGCUCCACUACUAGGUGAUGGGAGUCCGGGUGUUCGACGCAUUGAGAUUUUAGCCUCGCAUUUUGGUCUGUGGGACCGGGUCUUCCUCUUUGCGAGUCUCUUUCUUGUUGCCUACGUUUAUGGUCUAGAUGGAACGGUUCGCUAUACUUACCAGCCAUAUGCAACCCAGAGUUAUGGUCAACACAGCUUACUCGCGACCGUUAAUGUCCUACGCGCAGUCAUUGCAGCGGCUGCUCAGCCAACCGCGGCAAAAAUUGCAGAUGUAUUCGGCAGAGUCGAGCUGAUUAUCAUUUCAAUCAUAUUCUAUACUAUUGGUACUAUUGUUGAAACGUUCGCAAAGAGCGUCGAGGCAUUCGCGGCUGGCGCUGUGAUUUACCAGAUUGGCUAUACUUGUAUCAUGCUCCUUGUUGAGGUGCUGAUUGCCGAUGUCACAUCCACUCGAUCUCGGCUUCUCUUCUCCUACAUUCCUGCUCUACCAUUCAUCAUCAACACUUGGAUCAGUGGGAACUUAACCGCUGCCGUACUUCGCGUCACAAGCUGGAGAUGGGGCGUCGGAAUGUUUGCUAUAAUAUAUCCCGUCUCUACUAUCCCAUUGAUCACUGUGCUCUGGGUUGUUCACCGUCGCGCCAAGGCAUCUGGUCAGCUGGAGUCGUUCAAAAGUUCCUUCGAACUAAUGGGCGCUCGACGAUUGACAGUAGAGCUAUUUUGGCACUUGGAUGUCGUGGGCAUCAUCUUGAUGAUUGGAGUUUUUGCAUGCAUCCUUGUGCCAUUUACUCUUGCUGGUGGAGUGACUGCGCAGUGGAAAACAGCAAAGGUAAUCGCGCCGCUCGUGAUCGGUGUUCUCCUUAUCCCUGUCUGGAUGUACUGGGAGAGAACAUGCAAACAUCCCAUGCUCCCAUUCAAACAUUUGAAAAACCGUGGUGUUUGGGGUGCACUUGGUAUCGCUGUGAUGCUUAACACUGCAUGGUAUCUACAGGGCGACUUCCUCUACACCGUGCUCUACGUCAGCUUCGGCGAGUCUGUUCUGAGUGCAACCCGCAUCAGUUCCCUUUACAGUUUCACAUCAGUUAUUACCGGUGUCAUACUCGGUUUUAUUGUCUUCCGAGUUCGCCAACUCAAGCCGUUUAUCGUCACUGGCACCGUUCUAUUUAUGGUGGCCUUUGGUAUUCUGAUUUACUUCCGGGGCGGAACAGGAGGCUCAAGCCACUCCGGUGUGAUUGGAGGACAGAUUUUACUUGGAAUUGCUGGAGGUAUGUUCUCUUACCCUGCACAGGCUAGUAUUCAAGCUGUCAGCAAACAUGAACAUCUUGCCGUUGUCACUGGAAUCUACCUUGCAUCCUACAAUAUUGGCAGCGCCCUUGGAAAUACCAUUUCAGGCGCUAUCUGGACUCAGGUACUUCCUUCGGAGUUGACCAAAAGACUCGGCAAUGAGACACUCGCUGCCCAGGUUUAUGCAGAGCCAUUGGCAUUUGCAGCCGUGACUCCGGUUGGAACUGCGGAUCGAGAUAAUGUUAUUAUGGCGUACCAAGAGACCCAGAGGCUGCUUUGCAUUACUGGGCUGUGUCUGACUAUACCGUUGAUUGCGUUUGCGCUCUGCAUUCGCAACCCCAAGCUCACGAAAGAGCAGUCUCUCGCCAAGGAAGAAGAUGAUUAG
This is a messenger RNA of Penicillium angulare, 1752 nucleotides long. It is a transcript of the gene sit1, whose product is annotated as putative siderochrome-iron transporter Sit1. The transcript is spliced from 9 exons. Gene Ontology annotation, cellular component: vacuolar membrane; endosome. Gene Ontology annotation, molecular function: siderophore-iron transmembrane transporter activity. Bases 1 to 1752 code for a protein of 583 amino acids. Lineage: Eukaryota; Fungi; Ascomycota; Eurotiomycetes; Eurotiales; Aspergillaceae. Gene Ontology annotation, biological process: intracellular iron ion homeostasis; transmembrane transport. The record is from RefSeq and is a predicted model, not a curated record.